AUGUCUCGACAGAAAAUCCAGGACAACGAGUUUGACGACUGGCUUCAACUCGACGAAGAAGACACGAACUGGGUGGCUCAACAGACUGCCCAAGGAGUACCUGUGGUCCUUCCAUGGAAGAAGCAAGCGUCAGAUAAGAGCUCCAUCCGGGCGAGCUUACGUUGCGGUGUGGUCGAGCUCGAACGCAACCCUCGGUUGUGUCAUGAAGCUCUGGCCAUGUUAAAGUAUGGAGGAGGUUACACAGCAUUCACAGAACAGUACGGUGAUUAUUUUGUCUGGGGCUACCGACUGGGAGGAGACACCGGUCUCAUGAUCAGCAGCUCGUCCUUCGAGAAGAAGAAGGUUGAGCAAUAUGGUAUCGAGCUCACAGUUGAAGUCCUGUUUGUUGAGAUGAGCCAUAGGUGGACAAAGGACUUUUACACAUAUUCGGCUGGCAAGAAGAUGCGGCUACUGGGCUACGAUACUCUGAGCGACACAAAUUGGAAUGUCGCGAUGGAGACUUCAAGGGACAUUGAGAAGCUCUCUGAGCAUGCCGAGGAGGUCAUUCUACGAUCGCAAGACUUGCUCGAAAGGAGUAUCAAGAUCUUGGAAGACCAGGGCAUGUUUCAUGGGGACCAUCUCACAAAUGCGCAGUGCGACUUUUUGACAAAUAGAGGCAUCGUAGUCGAGUUGAUCCUGCUGCCAAUGAGCGCCCUUAGGGACGUAGCUCGUUGGACCACUGAACGGAACGCAGUCGCCACAUGCGCCAAACAGCAGAACACAACUUUCGACACAUACUACUUGAAGACCGGGCAGGUCAAUUAUUACACCAGAGCAGAGGAACCUCCCAACUCGAAGAGCAAGUGUGUGCGCCUUGACGAUUUCUACGGAAGCUUGUCCUAUUUGUCCCAACAGGCACCCGCGUCUAUGACCGAUAAGGCAAAAAAGGCAGCCAUUCAACUGUGUCUCAACGAAUAUUACCACAAGAAGGAUCCAGCAUCAGCAUAUCUUUUGCUUGGUAUGAGCCGGUCGGCGAAGGCGAAGUCACCUAAGAACGCCGUCGCUUGGUUUGAUGAGACCCUGCCAAUUCUCAAUGGCCGGAUCGAAGUUCUGCAGAAGGCGCUGAGCGGUUGGAACCCAUGA
Messenger RNA from Colletotrichum orchidophilum, 1122 nucleotides. RefSeq lists its product as uncharacterized. NCBI's taxonomy places the organism in Eukaryota, Fungi, Ascomycota, Sordariomycetes, Glomerellales, Glomerellaceae. The record is from RefSeq and is a predicted model, not a curated record. The transcript has 3 exons. Bases 1 to 1122 code for a protein of 373 amino acids.